Messenger RNA from Miscanthus lutarioriparius, 1689 nucleotides. The record is from the annotation of a GenBank genome assembly. Lineage: Eukaryota; Viridiplantae; Streptophyta; Magnoliopsida; Poales; Poaceae.
AUGGCUCAAAGCGAACAGGCGCGCGCCGGACGGACGAUGCGUGACGCGCACUCUUCGAUCGCGCUCUCUAUGGUUAUCAUAGUCCCCAAGGCCCAGACGUCACCUACGUCCAGAAAAAACGAGAGAAAAUUUAUUCCACAAUUGCAGAUUGGUGAAAACUGCGUAAAGGUGCUAAGAUUGAGUAAGCCUUUUGCUUGUGUGAGAACGAAGAUGGAGGAUGGCAUAUCUACUUAUACUGUGGAUGAGGCACUUGUGUCCAUGGGGUUUGGGAAAUUCCACGCAUUCGUGCUUGCAUACUCUGGAAUGGCUAAAAUCUCUGAAGCAAUGGAGAUGAUGCUUUUGUCAUUUGUUGGGCAAUCAGUUCAAGCUGAGUGGGAGCUUUCUGCACAGGAAGAAAGUCUCAUAACAAGUGUUGUCUUCGUGGGGAUGCUUGUAGGAGCAUAUGCUUGGGGCAUAGUUUCAGAUAACUAUGGAAGAAGGGUUGGGUUCAACUUCACAGCCAUUGUUACUGGAGGAGCUGGUCUUCUUAGCGCUUUCGCACCAAAUUACUUAUCUUUGAUUGUACUGAGAUUUAUGGUUGGUGUUGGACUGGGUGGUGGGCCGGUUCUAGGUUCUUGGUUCCUAGAGUUCAUCCCUGCUCCUAACCGAGGAACUUGGAUGGUCAUGUUCUCAGCAUUUUGGACUGUUGGCACAAUAAUGGAAGCUUCUCUUGCUUGGGCCGUUAUGCCAGCUUUUGGCUGGAGGUGGCUGCUGGCACUCUCAUCAUUGCCAUCGUUUGCUCUACUACUCUUCUACCCAGUGACACUUGAGUCACCAAGAUACCUAUGCAUGAAGGGUAAAAUAGCUGAAGCAGUUCAUGUUUUGGAAACAAUGGCACGAGUGAAUUGUGUUUCUCUCCCCUCUGGUCGACUUGUCUCUGGCAUUCGGACAGAACUUCAUGAUAUCGGGGAUUCCUCAGAAACAGCACAAUUGAUGACAUCUAAGAAAAAUAAUACCACUGAUCAUGCUAGCAAAUCUGAGAUUGGAGGCCUCAACGCCAUAUUAAAGCUUCUAUCUCCGAACUUAAUCAGAUCGACUCUUCUACUUUGGACCGUCUUUCUUGGUCAUGCCUUUUUGUACUAUGGUCUUGUUCUGCUAACAUCAGAAUUGAAUCAUGGAAAUAGGAUCUGUGGAUCAGAAGAGGGAGCAGAAGUGACAACAACAGCCCACAUACAUGAUGAAAAUCUCUACAGAAAUGUAUUCAUAACCAGCUUUGGAGAGGUUCCUGGCCUUCUCCUGUCGGCUGCCAUUGUCGACAAGAUCGGGCGCAAGCUCUCAAUGUCUUCCAUGCUUUACAUCAGUUGCCUGUGCAUAUCUCCGCUUAUGUUUGCCCAGACAGAAUCUCUGACAACCGUGUUUUUAUUCGGUGCCCGGGUUUGCAUCUCAGCAAGCUUCACUGUUCUUCAUAUCUACGCCCCUGAGAUAUACCCAACUGCUGUUAGGGCCACGGGUGUCGGGUUUGCAAGCUCAAUUGCUCGGUUUGGUGGAAUCCUGUGCCCUCUUGUGGCCGUCGGUCUGGUGCACGCAUGCCACCAGAUGGCAGCUAUCUUGAUAUUCAUCACGGUGAUGCUGGCUUCAGCCAUCGCCGUGUCAUACUUCCCCCUGGAAACAAGCGGCCGAAAGCUGAGUGACCACGUCGCCGCCGCAUGA